AAAACUCUCAUAAUUAAAUACUGAUUUCUAGUUUUCUACAAUUUCUCUUUCUGUGUAAAUCCCAAAAACGCUCUUUGAAUUUUUCUUCUUCUUCUUCUUCAAUGGAGUGCACCAAGAGAAUAACAAUCUCUGAACAUUUUCUCUCUUACAGAACAAAAAUAUUAUCUGGUUUCACAUUAGGUGUUUUAGGUUCUCUCGUUUUUCUAACUCUUCUCUUUUUUAACUCGUCUUUCAAAAUUCCCAAACUCCAAGUUUUUAUUCAAGGAUCUCAAUUGAAUCGAAACUCUUCUUCUUCAUUCUCUAAAUGGCAUUUUCCGUUUUCCACAUUCUCUUCCGAUUCCAAUCUUUCUGUUACUCCUCUUCACACGAUUCACGAAGAAGAAGAACAACAGAGUGUAACUCGUCAAGUGAAUGUGUCAGAUAAGGGUUUCCAGAAUGGGAAAACGAAUUCGGGGAAUUUUUCUGAAAGUUUAUCGGAUCGUGAUAGGGUUGCGAAAGUUGGGAACUUGUCUGUUGGGGAAACACGUUUGGGGAAUUAUUCUGAAAAUUUAUUGGAUCGUGAUAGGGUUGCUAAAGCUGGAAACUUGUCUGUUGGGGAAACACGUUUGGGGAAUUUUUCUGAAAAUUUGUUGGAUCGUGAUAGGGUUGCUAAAGCUGGAAACUUGUCUGUUGGGAAAAGUGAAAUUGAUGGAAAGGGAAACUCGAGUGUUUCUGUGUCGGUGGAGAAAACUACAGAGAGAAUUGAUGGAAAGGGAAACUCGACUGCUUCUGUGUCGGUGGAGAAAACUAUAGACAGAAUUGAUGGAAAUGGAAACUCGACUGCUUCUGUGUCGGUGGAGAAAACUAUAGACAGAAUUGAUGGAAAGGGAAACUCGACUGCUUCUGUGUCGGUGGAGAAAACUAUAGACAGAAUUGAUGGAAAGGGAAACUCGAGUGUUUCUGUGGCGGUGGAGAAAACUAUAGAGAGAAUUGAUGAAAAGUGUGAUAUAUUUGAUGGGAAUUGGGUGAGAGAUGAAUCGAAACCUUAUUAUCCUUUGGGUUCUUGUCCAUAUGUGGAUAGGGAUUUUGAUUGUCAUCUUAAUGGGAGGCCUGAUAGUGAUUAUGUUAAGUGGAAAUGGAAGCCAAGUAAGUGUGACAUUCCAAGUUUGAAUGCAACUGAUUUCCUGGAAAAGUUGCGAGGACAGAGAUUGGUUUUCGUUGGGGAUUCACUGAACAGGAACAUGUGGGAGUCCAUGGUGUGUAUUCUACGUCAAAGUAUCAGUGACAAGAAACGUGUUCACGAAAUUUCAGGAAAAAGGAGAUUUAAGAAGAAAGGUGUCUACUCUUUUAGAUUUGAGGAUUAUAAUUGUUCAGUAGAUUUUGUGAGUUCAACAUUUAUUGUACGAGAGUCGACUUUCAGUGGCAUUAAUGGGUCUUUUGAGACAUUAAGAUUGGAUUUGAUGGACGAGAAAACUAUCAGGUAUCAUGAUGCUGAGAUCAUAGUCUUCAAUACAGGCCAUUGGUGGACACAUGAAAAGACAUCUAAGGGAGAAGACUAUUAUCAAGAAGGCAACCAUGUAUACCCAAGACUCGAAGUUCUGGAUGCAUAUAAAAGGGCAUUGACCACGUGGGCUAGAUGGAUUGACAACAAUAUUGAUCCAAAUCGAACACAUGUUUUCUUCCGAGGAUACUCAGUUACCCAUUUCAGUGGUGGCCAAUGGAAUUCAGGAGGAAAGUGCCACAAAGAAACCGAGCCAAUAUAUAAAGGAGAUCAUUUACGGAAAUAUCCCCCGAAAAUGAGGGUUCUAGAUUAUAUCAUCCCAAAGAUGAAAACUCCAGUGAUUUUUAUGAACAUAAGUAGGAUGACAGAUUACAGAAAAGAUGCUCAUCCUUCAAUAUACAGAAUGGAAUACAAGACCAAAGAAGAAUGGGCCACCGCAGAGCAACACCAAGAUUGUAGUCAUUGGUGCUUACCAGGAGUACCGGAUACCUGGAACGAGUUACUCUACGCAUCUCUCUUAAAAUAUGGUAAAGGCAAUUGGAAAACCUGAGAAAUCUUCAUGUACCACGAUUCUGGUUGAUUUUGGUUCAUUAUACACAUUGAGUUCAAGACUCAACACAUGUAUAUUCCUUGGUUUCCACUAAAGGGUGUCUUGAGUUAUGGUCUGUGCAGAUGAAUAGUUAGAGUGACAAGUUUAUAUGUAUUUUGUGUAUUCAUCUGGUUGCAGACAUAUUUGUCUUAAUAUUAUUUACCAUGAAAGCUAAAGAAUCUGUCGAUCAAAGGCCUGAUUUGAUUCUCUGCA
Messenger RNA from Lathyrus oleraceus (garden pea), 2282 nucleotides. Its product is annotated as protein trichome birefringence-like 2. NCBI's taxonomy places the organism in Eukaryota, Viridiplantae, Streptophyta, Magnoliopsida, Fabales, Fabaceae. The transcript has 5 exons. Gene Ontology annotation, molecular function: O-acetyltransferase activity. Bases 102 to 2030 code for a protein of 642 amino acids. The record is from RefSeq and is a predicted model, not a curated record. Gene Ontology annotation, cellular component: Golgi apparatus.